UGAUAUUUUUACGUACGUUUUGAAAACUUUUUCUCGUCGCGGAAAAGAGACAAGUCAUGAGUACUGAGGUCAAAUCUAUUUUGGAGAAGUUUUGGGAGUGGCGUCUUGCUAACAGUCCAGAAUUUGCUACCAUGAUUGGACAUCAUGAACAUGACGACAGUCUUGAUAGUCACGCGUUAGAAKCCUACCAAACACGCCAGGAAGAAUGCAAGGCAUUUCUAAAACAACUAAAUGAUUUGAAUACAAAUGAGUUAUCAAAGGAAGAUCACUUCAAUGUUACUCUUCUAAAGAAAGAUAUCAAAGGUUUUCUUGAUGGAUCAAAGCAUUUUAGUUAUCUGCUUCCAUUAAACAACCUCGAAGGACCACAGUUAGAGUUCUCAAGGACAAUUUCCUGGAUGAAGUUCAAUUCUAUGGAAGACUACAACAAGCUCUUUUCCAGGCUGGAUGCUUUUCCAAAACAGAUGUCAGAGUAUAUUGGUCUUUUGAAAAAAGGUAUUGAGACUGGUUACAUUCCUCCAAAGAUCACUGUGACCAAUAUACCAGAGCAGAUUGAAAGUUGUAUUAUGAAUGCCAGCAUAGAUGGAGAUUCUAAACUUUAUGCUCCCUUCAAGAACAUCCCUCAAUCUUUUACAGAUGAUCAAAGGAAAUGCAUAAAAGAGAAGUGUUCUCUUAUUGAAAGCAAAAUAAAAAGCUCUUUUAAAGAUUUAAAAGAUUUUUUGACAAAGGAAUACAUCCCCGCAGCCAGAGACACUAUUUCAUGUCAAGAAUUUCCAAAUGGAAAAGACUUUUAUCAAAAGGCUCUUGAGUUUCAUAUUACAUGUGAUUUGACUCCUCAACAAGUGCAUGACAUUGGCAUUAAAGAAGUUGCAAGAAUAMGAGAAAGGAUGAMCCUGGUUGCAAAACAAACAGGAUUUCAGGGUGGAUUAGAUGAGUUUGUGACCAUGUUAAGAAAUGACAAACGCUUCUACUUUGAGAAAAAGGAAGACUUACUGGCAAGGUACAAGGAUUUAUGUUACAACCAAAUACAACCAAUGCUUAAGGAUUAUUUCAAGACAGUUCCAAAGGCAGAGUUUGAGAUCAUUGAAACGCCAGCUGAGGCGGCCCCCUCGGCACCUGGUGCAUUCUAUAUUGCGCCCCCAGAAGAUGGUUCCAGACCAGGAUCAUUCUUUGUGAAUACUUACAAGAGUGAAGAGAGACCAAGCUAUGAGAUGGUUUCAUUGUCUUUGCAUGAAGCUGUACCUGGACACCAUUUACAGGCGGCGUAUAGUAUCGAGCAACCUGAACAGCCAGGUUUUAGAAACUUUGAAGAUCGUCGUUACUACGAAGCCCCAGCAAGAUUUGGUAUGAAUACCGCUUAUAUAGAGGGCUGGGGUUUGUACUGUGAAUUCCUUGGUGAAGAGAUGGGUCUUUACACAGAUCCUUACGAUCUGUUUGGGCGUUUGUCGCAUGAGAUUAUGAGAGCUUGUCGUCUUGUUGUUGACACUGGUAUGCACGCGUUAGGGUGGACACGACAACAAGCUGUGGACUUCAUGGUCCAAAACACUGCAAUGUCCAGACAUGACAUCGAAGCUGAAGUCACGCGGUAUAUCACGUGGCCAGGGCAGGCGUGCGCAUAUAAGAUUGGAGAAAUUAAGAUUAGAGAACUACGACAAAGAGCUCAAGAUAAGUUAGGGAGUUUGUUUGAUCUUCGCGAGUUCCACGACCUGUUUUUAUCCGUUGGAUCAGUUUCCUUGGCAACGCUAGAAGAGGCUGUUGAUGACUAUAUUAGUAAAAYCAGAGCUACGUGAUCUUAUUGGCUCGCAGUAGAAUUAUAUAAAAAAAAAAAAUAUUUUAUAAAAUUGAGAGAAUAAAAUUGAUAGUCUCCUUCGCAGCCUAACCUUUAAAACCAUAAUGAUUAUAGUUCAAACUGUGGAACGUCACAAAGACCGAUAACCGCAACCCAACUGCGUCGACGUGUUAUUCUCGUAAUCAAUAAAAGUUUGUCACGCAACUCUCAUUCCAAUGAACACCAAGGUGACGUUUUGUCUUGACUAGAAAUAUUUUUUUUAGUCCAAAAAUCCAACAAAAAUACCUUUAUAAAGGAAUUAACAUGACUGGGAAUCACUUUUCUGUAAGUAGAACUUUAUAAAACCUAACAACUUUCUUGUAGCAAAGCUCUCAUGAAGUGCGUUCACACGCUAGUUACACGAUUCGACUUGAUGCGUUCAAAAAUAUUUUUCAUUUUUCAAGAAGAUAGGUCGUAUCAUGUCGUAGAGCCAUUUAGAGCGGAUUUCGUAUGACUGUGCAAAAAACACGCCACUUUCGUGUCGUGACCGUACCUUGCCGGAGCGAUGGUGCACGUGUUGUUGAAUCAAUAUAUUUUCAKUUAGCGUUGCUAACCACGCGAGGYUCCGUGACCGUUUCGUGAUCCGUGACGGACUUUGCACAUUCAUACGAAAUUGACUCUCUGAUUAUGUCGUGUACUUCAAGUCGCAUCGUGUAAAUCGGCCUUAAAAAAUAGUUACAAUUUUAAUGACAAAUAGCGAGACCUAUUCUUUGUUUUCAAGUUACGUCACAGCGGCCAUCUUGGAGGAACUUAAACAAAGGGUUUCUCGUCCCGAAGUGAAAAUUUAUUAGUGUAAUUU
Messenger RNA from Exaiptasia diaphana, 2624 nucleotides. RefSeq lists its product as uncharacterized. NCBI's taxonomy places the organism in Eukaryota, Metazoa, Cnidaria, Anthozoa, Actiniaria, Aiptasiidae. The record is from RefSeq and is a predicted model, not a curated record. Bases 57 to 1787 code for a protein of 576 amino acids. The transcript is spliced from 19 exons.